UUCUUGAACAGCGUCGAGCUUCCUAGAACCUCUCAAACCUACGUACAACCGUCACGAUGGUCACAGGAGCAAGGAGACCUCCCUCCCGCAAGGGUACGACGCCCACACCCCUUCCCGAGGCUUCCGCAGAGUAGCGGAUAAGUCGGACACAUCGUACUCAGGGUUAACAGUAGACCAGGGUCCAUGGCGGACAUGCCCCGGGAUCUCAAGGAGCAGAUCGAGAAGCUUGAGGAGAUCUUCGUUGUCCCUACCCAGAAGCUGAAGGAGAUCACCGAUCACUUCGUCAAGGAGCUCGAGAAGGGCCUCACAACAGAGGGAGGGUCUAUUCCCAUGAACCCAACAUGGUGCAUGGCCUUCCCAGACGGUAACGAGACGGGCCGAUACCUCGCUCUGGAUAUGGGAGGAACCAACCUGCGAGUCUGUGAGGUCACCCUGACCGAAGAGAAGGGCGAGUUCGAGAUCAUCCAGUCUAAAUACCGCAUGCCCGAGGAGCUGAAGACUGGAACCGCGGAUGAGCUUUGGGGCUACGUCGCCGACUGUCUCCAGCAGUUUGUCGAAUACCACCACGAGGAUGAGGAGCUUGAGGAUCUGCCUCUGGGUUUCACCUUCUCCUACCCCGCGACACAGGAGUACAUUGAUCACGGUGUUCUUCAGAGGUGGACAAAGGGCUUCGACAUCGACGGUGUUGAGGGCCACGACGUAGUGCCACCCUUCAACAAGGCACUGGCUGAACGUGGAGUUCCCAUCAAACUGGCGGCUUUGGUCAACGACACAACCGGCACCAUGAUUGCGUCCGCGUACACCGAUACCGAUAUCAAGAUCGGAUGCAUCUUCGGAACAGGUUGCAACGCUGCAUACAUGGAGGAGUGCGGUUCCAUUCCCAAGAUCGCCCACCUGAACCUCGACCCUAAGCUGCCUAUGGCUAUCAACUGCGAAUGGGGUGCAUUUGACAACGAGCACCAGGUGCUGCCUCGCACACAGUACGAUGUUAUCAUUGACAAGGAGUCACCUCGCCCUGGCCAGCAAUCUUUCGAGAAGAUGGUUGCCGGUUUGUACUUGGGUGAGAUCUUCCGUCUUGUCCUCCUGGACCUGCACAAGGGCAACGAAUGCUCUAUUUUCCAAGGCCAGGACGUCCGCAAGCUGGACAAGCCGUACUCUUUGGAUGCAGGCUUCCUCUCGGCUAUCGAGGAGGACCCCUUUGAGAACUUGCUCGAGACUGGCGACCUCUUCCAAACCAAGCUAGGUAUCACAUGCACCAAGCCCGAACUCGAGCUUAUCCGCCGUCUUGCUGAGCUCAUCGGUACCCGUGCCGCUCGUCUGACUGCGUGCGGUGUUGCGGCUAUCUGCAAGCACAAGAACUGGGAUCAGACCCACGUUGGUGCUGACGGUUCCGUCUUCACCAAGUACCCCCAUUUCAAGAUCCGCAACGCACAAGCCCUCAAGGAGAUCUUGGACUGGCCUGCUAAGUACGGCAAGGGGAAGAACGACCCCAUCGAGAUCCUCCCCGCCGAGGAUGGCUCCGGUGUUGGUGCUGCCCUGAUCGCUGCACUCACCAUCAAGCGUGUGAAGGCAGGCCAGCUUGCGGGCAUCCAGGACUGCGAGGCCAUGUUGAAGAUGGCUGGGAAGAAGCCACGAGGCGCAUAGUUCACCAUCUGAUCUUUCCCAUGCUGAGAAUCUAGAAGCGAAUUUACCAUGUUUGUCGAACGACCUUUGCGAUGCGGUGCGGAGAUGGAGAACUAACACCACUAAGCAAAAAGAGCUUAGGUCGCAGGCGGCGCAGCCCAAUUCCGCAUCUCGCAUAGCCCAUCCCCAAGAGCAAUCGAGACAUUGCAGUGAAUCAGUCGUUUAUCGCUACCACGGCGUUGAGUAAGUCAUCGGCGUCGCCUUGUCGAAUUGUACGUUGAUGCCCUGUCAUUGACCGCCAUUGCUGCCCAUUACACGUCACCUCGGCUAUC
Boeremia exigua is the source of this 1955-nucleotide messenger RNA. RefSeq names its product hexokinase-domain-containing protein. Gene Ontology annotation, biological process: glycolytic process; glucose 6-phosphate metabolic process; intracellular glucose homeostasis. Bases 184 to 1644 code for a protein of 486 amino acids. The record is from RefSeq and is a predicted model, not a curated record. NCBI's taxonomy places the organism in Eukaryota, Fungi, Ascomycota, Dothideomycetes, Pleosporales, Didymellaceae. The transcript is spliced from 2 exons. Gene Ontology annotation, cellular component: mitochondrion; cytosol. Gene Ontology annotation, molecular function: ATP binding; glucokinase activity; fructokinase activity.